GGACAGGGUUUAAAGGGAGCGGCGGUAGCGUGAAGGAGCGGCCGUCGGUUUGGCUGGAGAUUGGAGUUGUUCUGUGCGGAGCUGCUGCAGCGGCCCCCUCGUGUCCGUACCCAUGCCGCUGCCGGUGACCCGCCGUGCCCCUGUCACUAGAGGGAUGGAGAAUGCUGUGUCUGACCUUAGAAGUAAAGCGAAAACUCACGUGACUGGCAAAAGAGCUGCUUUAGAAGAAAUAGGAAAUAAAGUUGCAACAAGAGGAACACAGAUACCUAAGAAAACAGAAUGCCCCAAAGCAUCCAUAAAGCCUGCGAGAGGACCUAGCAAGACGACAAAUGGAAUUGUACUGCCUAAAGCUCCAGCUGUUGUAAAUCAAGCAAACAAUGAAACAGAUGUUCCAAAGGUUCCUAUGUCUCCUGUCCCUAUGGAUGUAUCAAUGCAAGAGGAGGAUUUGUGCCAAGCCUUCUCUGAUGUAUUGCUCAACAAUGUAGAAGACAUUGAUGCUGAGGACUGGGAGAACCCCCAGCUGUGCAGUGACUACGUAAAAGACAUCUACCUGUACCUGAGGGAGCUCGAGCUGCAGCAGUCGGUGCGCCCGCACUACCUGGAGGGGAGGACGACCAACGGGCGCAUGCGCGCCAUCCUGGUGGACUGGCUCGUCCAGGUGCACUCGAGGUUCCGCCUCCUGCAGGAGACGCUCUACAUGUGCGUGGCCAUCAUGGACCGCUUCUUGCAGAGUUAUCCAGUACCUCGCAAGAAGCUUCAGCUGGUGGGUGUAACAGCACUACUUGUAGCUUCAAAAUAUGAAGAGAUACUGUCUCCUGAUAUAGCAGACUUUGUUUACAUUACCGACAAUGCCUACACCAGUAAUGAAAUCAGAGAAAUGGAAAUGAUCAUUCUUAAAGAAUUAAACUUUGACCUGGGGCGACCUCUUCCAAUUCACUUCUUAAGAAGAGCAUCAAAAGCUGGAGAGGCUGAUGCUAAGCAACACACUCUAGCAAAAUACCUGAUGGAGCUGACACUAAUAGACUAUGACAUGGUUCACCACCGGCCUUCAGAGAUCGCAGCUGCUGCACUGUGCCUGUCUCAGAAGGUUUUGGGACAAAACAAAUGGGGUGUAAAGCAGCAGUACUACACUGGCUAUGCAGAAGACAGUCUUGUGAUGACCAUGAAACAUAUGGCCAAGAAUGUAGUCAAAGUAAAUGAGAAGUUAACCAAAUAUAUUGCUAUCAAGAACAAGUAUGCAAGCAGCAAACUACUGACCAUCAGCACCAUCCCUCAGUUGAACAGUGAGAUGAUCAAGAAUCUGGCUGCAUCACUCCUGUGAAGCCCUGGGCAGCCAGGGCCUGAUGGGGUGUGCACUUUGUCUGUCUGCUGCUUUUGUACAUAGCACUCCAGCCUGCCACACACAGUUCCGACUCACACAGAAGGUGACAUUUUAAAUUUGCUUUGUAGUAAUACAGCUUUCUAUCUAAAAAUAAAACUCCUUUCUUUUAAA
Catharus ustulatus (Swainson's thrush) is the source of this 1492-nucleotide messenger RNA. It is a transcript of the gene CCNB2, whose product is annotated as cyclin B2. Gene Ontology annotation, cellular component: nucleus; cyclin-dependent protein kinase holoenzyme complex; cytoplasm. The record is from RefSeq and is a predicted model, not a curated record. The coding region runs from base 113 to 1321 and encodes 402 amino acids. The transcript has 9 exons. Gene Ontology annotation, biological process: mitotic cell cycle phase transition; regulation of cyclin-dependent protein serine/threonine kinase activity. Gene Ontology annotation, molecular function: cyclin-dependent protein serine/threonine kinase regulator activity. NCBI's taxonomy places the organism in Eukaryota, Metazoa, Chordata, Aves, Passeriformes, Turdidae.